UUUUUGUUAAGUUCACCAGCGUCAACUCAACAAUUGAACCUGGAUCCAGACAUCCUCUGGAUAGAGAAUGAAAUUGUCAAAAACUACGAGUUCAAGAAACACCCGCAAAAAGAUGAGUGGGUCCAGCAACCGAGUUUUGAAAAUUUCCUAAUUGCAAAAACCGAAGAAUUAACCACAUUUGCAUCACUUGCUGGAAAGGCUCAGAAAUUUUUUACUCAAACAGAAAACAACGAUUGGGAUCGAUCCAAAAAGACUAGGAGCUGCAUCAACCUCCUCUACAUAACAGCCGCUAGAUAUCUCUUGGUAACCUAUAUUCUGUACGAACAGAGCGGCACACGUUUGACUGCUUGUCAAGAAGUCAGAGAUGAUUACGGCAAACUGAUAAGCCUUGUGAUCCCUGAUUCUGGAGUGUGUUUUCCUAAGCCUUACGGAAGCGCCACUUGUAAAUCAGACUACGACGUUGGGUUAAUUGGUAAAGAUGCUGGUUUUCUGGCGAAGAAGUUUAACGACUUUUUUGAAAUUACGUUUGGAAAACCGUCAGAGCUUGUUUUUGAUACAAAUGUUUACGCGUUCACACUGGAGUUUGCAAUGCCCUCCAUAUUUCAAAAGCUCCCACGUGAGUUUGCUAACUCUGUAGCACGAAAGGAGCAAACAGUGAAUUUCAAAAUGCAGGAAUUGGCCAGUGCUUACUAUAAGGUCUUCAAGUAUAACAAAGGCUUCUUCGACGCCUUGACGAGUGGAGCUAUUAAUGAAAUGGGUCAAAAAUUCAAAGACUCGCUGAACUCUUGGCUGGCGGCAUUCCAGAAUUUGGAUAAUCAAAGCCCAAUGAGACACCUUGAAGGCACAUCCCUCAAAGACUUUAGAAAAACUCAUAACGAUCAGUACCAAUUGCGCGUGGAAACAAUGUCAAACAAUGGCGGAUACAACGCAGAAAAUUUAGGUAAUUUUUAAAAGUAUACAGUCGAACCUCCACGAACGGCCACCUCUCUACAACGGGGUCUUUCUUCUGUCCUCAAGGUUGCAGUUGUGGAGAAGGUUUCCACUGUCAUUGCAUUUUUUUUACCAACGUGCUCGUCAGGAUACGUGGGGGAGGGUAGAGAUUUUCCUUCCCGGUCUCUCUUCAGAGAUGAUUGGUGGUCCGAGUAGCAUAAAUCUGUUUUCAUAAGCAGGUUAUUUUCUUGUUUGAAAACUCAGGGACAAGAUAAACUGAUUAUAAUAAACAUAAACAUAAACAUAACAACUUUUUUUAAGUGUCGAUGUCUCUAGCUUAUAAAAGCUAAUUGGAGACACUAAAAUAAUAGGAAAAAAUAAAAAAUAUAUAAAAUGAGUUUAUACACGGUAUAGGUAAAUUUAUAAUUCUCAAACAUCUAAAAAUUACAAAAAGUUAAAAGACUACAGAGUUUUCCCCACUAAAAUAUGCAGAAAAUGCUAAAAAUAUUUCUAAAAAUUCUCAAGAACUACAUUGUACAAAUAAGACAGGAGCCACAGUUGUCACUUACAAGGUUAAUACGCCACAUGCUGGACUUAAAGGAUUGUAGCUAGGGUAGGUUUGUUCUUGAUUUUGCUGUCCAAUCUAAACAAUAUAUGUGGUCCAAAGUACCUUAUAGAAUGUUUCCCGUAAUUAAAGUACACUAUUUUAAAAAUCUGGGUAAAUGAAAAUCCAUAUUUCUUAAGUGCUAUUUGGAUGACUUAACACUAAAAAUGCCAACGACAUUACUAGGUACCAAACCAUAUUUAACUUUAUACUUGAGGUAGCAAGAUCUUGUAAACGCCUAUUUUUGUAGGCCAGGUAGAUUGGCCCGCUCCUGCGAACCACUAUUCACCUCCCCUUCGGGGGAUAGUUGAAUAUUACUCAUGAAGUUUUGUUCCAUAGGUAUUCUCGCUGAGGCCUUACUCUACGCAGCAGAGGCAUAUCACACCCGCGGUGCCAUACGACAUGUAGUGGGAGGAAUGCAGCUAAAAGUAAUGGGUAGACUUGUACAAUACAACAAUCCACUCUCAACUCACGACCUGUGGGUGUCAAUGAUUGAAAACUGGGGAGAAUCGAACAAAGAAUACAACCACUGCAAUCAAGACCCUGUUCCCACUCUGAACAAAUGCUUCCUCAAGAUGAGUAAAUACCUUUCAAGGAUGUUCAACGCGAUGAGACUGCUCCGUACCCGCGUACCACCCAACGACAGAUUUACACUGUUAGAUUUUGGCGAUCCUAAGGACCCUGAAUACGCUUCGCUCAUGUGGCUGCGAUACAAAAAGGAAGGAAAGACGGAGAUUCCUGAAGACACAAACAACAGGAUCCGACUCUUCUUGGACAAGUUUGAAUGUCAAGCAGCAGCUAAAACACAAAAUUUGGGAUCCAUAAAACUCUCCCCGGAGUGUUUAGGCAAUAUACAAAAGAAUGUAAAUCUUUACAAUGUGAAGUUGGCAGGUGCACUUACGCAAGGCUGA
Porites lobata is the source of this 2445-nucleotide messenger RNA. NCBI's taxonomy places the organism in Eukaryota, Metazoa, Cnidaria, Anthozoa, Scleractinia, Poritidae. The record is from the annotation of a GenBank genome assembly.